This is a messenger RNA of Paralichthys olivaceus (Japanese flounder), 3114 nucleotides long. Lineage: Eukaryota; Metazoa; Chordata; Actinopteri; Pleuronectiformes; Paralichthyidae. The record is from RefSeq and is a predicted model, not a curated record.
AUGCUGAUUGGUGCCUUUGACUUUGAGAAUCUUGUCCUUCCUGAAUGUUUCUUUUCAUUUGUGGACGUGAGAAAAGAGGUUCACAAAUGCUGCCCCAACGCUGGCCCUGUGCAGAAGCUAACGCUUCCCACCAUGUUAGAACAUGUUGGUCUUCCUGCUGUCUCAGAGCAGCUGAUGGGUGUGAGGGAGGUGAGCAGCAUGGUGCAGCUGAUGCUCUGCAUCCUGGCUGAGCCCUACAAUCACAAAUUCUCCUGUGUUGAAACUGUGAAAUACAAGUUUGAUUCUGGCACAUGCAGUAAGACGGAGCCGGUGGACAGUGAGACGGUAAUCAGAGCACGGGGGCUCCCGUGGCAAUCAUCAGACCAAGACAUUGCUCGCUUCUUUAAAGGCCUCAAUAUUGCAAAGGGUGGCGUGGCCCUUUGUCUUAAUGCUCAGGGGCGGAGGAAUGGCGAGGCCUUGGUUCGUUUCAUCAACUCAGAACACAGGGACCUGGCCCUGGAGCGACACAAGCACCACAUGGGUAGCCGCUACAUUGAGGUCUACAAAGCCACAGGAGAGGAAUUCCUUAAGAUUGCUGGAGGUACAUCUAACGAGGUGGCCCAGUUCCUGUCCAAAGAGAACCAGGUGAUUAUCCGCAUGCGGGGGUUGCCGUUCACCGCCACUCCCCAAGAAGUGCUGUCCUUCCUUGGCUCUGAGAGCCCAGUUACAGAUGGUGCAGAGGGUCUACUCUUCGUCAAGUACCCUGACGGACGGCCCACUGGUGAUGCCUUUGUGCUCUUCUCCUGUGAAGAAUACGCCCAGAACGCCCUGAAGAAGCACAAGCAGAUCCUGGGGAAGCGCUAUAUUGAGCUGUUCCGGAGCACAGCAGCAGAGGUGCAACAGGUCCUGAACCGAUAUAUGUCCACACCUCUAAUCUCCACACUGCCUCCAUCUCCCAUCAUGCCCGUCCCAGUCCUUGCCACUCCUCCCUUCCUUCCAGCCGCCAGCUGCACACGUGACUGUAUUCGCCUGCGUGGUCUGCCUUACACUGCAGGCAUCGAAGACAUCCUGGAGUUCAUGGCAGAGCAUACUGUGGACAUCAAACCCCAUGGUGUCCACAUGGUCCUCAACCAACAGGGUCGGCCCUCUGGUGACGCCUUCAUCCAGAUGAGAUCAGCCGACAAAGCGUUCAUAGUGGCCCAGAAGUGCCAUAAAAAGACAAUGAAGGACCGGUACGUCGAAGUGUUCCAGUGCUCCACAGAGGAGAUGAGCAUUGUGCUGAUGGGAGGAACCCUGAACCGCAGCGGCCUCUCCCCUCCGCCCUGCAAACUUCCCUGUCUAUCUCCCCCCACAGCCUACACUGCAUUCCCCACCCCGCCAACCAUUCUGUCUGAGGCUGGCCUCUACCAGCCCCCCCUGCUGGCUGCUCCGAGACCUCCUCAGACCUCUGCACACAGCCCUGCUCACACUUUGGCCUACUACCCCCACCAGCCGCACCUGUACAUGAACAUGAACAUGAACUACACAGCUUACUACCCCAGUCCCCCAGUUUCUCCCUCCACAGUAAGCUACUUUGCAGCGCCGCCAGGAGCAGUAGCAGCAGCAGUGGCAGCCCAGUCCCACCCUGCAGCCGCCGCUCCUGUGCUGCCCCAGCCUGGCGCCUUGGUCAGGAUGCAGGGUCUGCCGUACAACACCGGAGUCAAGGACAUCCUCAGCUUCUUCCAAGGAUACCAGCUCCAGCCAGACGCCAUCCUCAUCUUGUACAACUUCAGCGGCCAGUGCAGCGGCGAGGCCUUGAUCACCUUCCCCAGCGAGGAGAGCGCCAGGCGGGCUGUAGCUGAGCGCUCCAACCACCCCUUCUACGGUCAGCAGGUCCACCUGCUCUUUUGCAACUGACGCCUCCCCCUUCCCUCAAUCUGCCCCCUCCCUGUCGAACAGCACUCACCUCCCGCCUUCCCCACGGAACUGAACAAACUCCAGUUGAUAUCAGUGCUACAUGAAGCAGCUGCUGAACCUUUACCCUCCCUGUGAUCUGACAUGUAUUACUACACACUACGACGCUGCCAGCCCCCACACUCCCGAAGCCACUGGUGGAGUUUGAACAUCUUCGGGGGGGAAGCGGCUGAAGUCAUUAAAGCUUUGCGUUGUACUCAUGACUGUGGAUGCCACUGUGUAUUUGCACCUACUGUAAUAGCUGUAUGUGGAGAGGAGAUGUUGUGGAGCCUGGACACCUGUGUCUCAGUGGCUCAGUGUAUUUAAAGGCUCAGCUGUAUAUCCUGUGUUUCUCUCAUCAAACUGUAGUUUCAUCCUGAAAAGCUUGAGGCUGCACAAACGUCUGCUGUUGAUCUUUUAUGUAUAUUUCAGAAUUUUCCCUCUCGACCACUAGAUUUUUGUUCGUCAUAGUUUAUGGGCCUUUGUGUUCGCUGAAUGCAAACACACGUGUAUGUUUAUUCAUUUAAUGGUCUCCAGUGGUGCCAUUGUAAAGUGAGAAAGAAAAAAGCCAUAAAGACUUGACUUAAACUACUGAAACAAAGACAACUGUGUUCUUUAACUGUCGUGAAUGAAUUUGAACUUUGAGCUGCAGGGACUUUUGGUUAAAAGCACAGUAACAUCACAGAUGUGUCAGUGAAUCAAUGAUUGUGUAACAUGUGUUUUUUCUCUAUAAAGCAUUUAUGUAUCUGACGUGUGUCAUCAUCCUGUUUAGACCUUUUUGUCCAAGCACUACAGAUUUGCUGUCAUUCCGAUCAGAGUUAAAGAACUUUGUCUGAGUAGCAUGGCAGAAUAAUACUAUUUUUAUUUCUAUUAUUCCCAAUUCUUUAGUUAUUAAAUCUAAAUUGACAGAUGUAUCCUGAGGCCUUUUCUAAUGAUCAACCUCAGCUACUGUACAUUCUUGUUUAGUUUUUGUUUCCAGACUAUAACGAUCAGUCUGUAACAUCUUUGAUUCCUGCUGCUAACAGCUGUCUUUAUUUUUCUACAGUCUUUACUUGCAUUACCCAGAGUGCAGUACUGGUCCACAUGGGGCGAGGUCGACCUCUGGUGGCAGAUGAGAUGUUUCUUUGUUUGCGAGUUUGAGACUUGCAUGAAUUUAGCUCUAUGUGAAUUAGACUGUAAACGAUAAAAAAUGUUGACAAAUGA